AGACAGAGCGAGAGAGAGAGAGAGAGAGAAGGAGUUAGAGGUUAUCAAAAGUUAGAGGUUACAGGAAGAGAGAGAGAUAAAGGUCAAGUAAAGGUAACUGGGAUCAAACGUCAGAGAGGUUACUGUUACAUCAACAGUGGAACUCAUCAGUGAGAGCCCAAGAUAGGGUCUGCCAACACCAGGACGAGGGAGGCUCGAUGCAGCAGGGACUUCAACUCCACAGCAGGCUCCCCAAGCAGUAAUGAGGCCAGCCCCAGCACCAGGAGACAAGUCCAGCAGCGCAAACAUCCACCCUCCAGCAUUCCUGAGGAAGGAGCCGAAGAUCUCUUCAUACCACCAGGGGAUAGUUGACUGACUGAACAAGCAGCAUGUCUAAACCAUCGUCCAACGUCAAAGCCCUGCAGGCAAAUCUAAAUAUUCCGAUGGGAGCGCUGCGUCCAGGUGCGGGACAUCCUGUCAAGAGGAGAGAGGAUACUGUAGACACAGAGGAGGCUCCUCCCCCAGACCCCCUGCAGGAAGCCACAGCCCUGUCGCCAGAGGAGAAGAAGCCAUUGCCAGGAUCGAUGAAGCUUCCUGGUCCAGCAGUCAACCUAUCAGAGCUGCAGAACGUCAAGAGUGAACUACGAUGGGUCACCAAGGACUAACACACACACUGCGGUGUUUCCCAACUUCUCCUCCAGUACUGAAUCAGGUGUGCUUGUCCAGGGAUACAAUAAAAUGUGUACUGUUGGGGAUACUCAAGGAGUACUACAGGUUUCUCAUCAGACCCACACCCACCCUGCAUCUUCUACUGAUGGACUACAACUACCACACCCACCCUGCAUCUUCUUCUGAUGGACUACAACUACCACACCCACCCGGCAUCUUCUACUGAUGGACUACAACUACCACACCCACCCUGCAUCUUCUACUGAUGAAAUAUAUCUACUUCAACAAACCCAUAACUGGUUUAAUUUCCCAUGCAGUGAAGUUAGGGUUAGGGAUAGACUGAAUUGAAGUGAACUAAAUUUAACAAUAAUACAUCCAGCCCUGGUAGCUAUAGGUCUCUGUGUUACCUCAUAUAGAAAAGACUACAACCAGACUAGUUAUAGGGUUUGUUUGUAAAUUCACUCUGGAGUGCAAGAGUGCAGAAUUAGUCAAUUCAGAGCGUUUCAGAGCUCACACUGGACACUGGCGGUUAAUCAGAGCGUUCUGACCUAACAACGGCUGUCAAGCACCCAAGAUAACUGGCUAAAGUUGACUAGCUUGCUAGCUACUUCCAGACACAAAUGAAACAACACCUCACUCUGACCAUUCACCAUAGCAGAGCUGGUUAGGAUGUUUUCAUGUUAUCCAGAGCAUUGGUGACUGUAAUUGUGCUGCUGACAACAAUAUAUUUACAUUUCUUUGCCAACGUUUACUGACACCGAUCAUAUUCAAUGGGUGCUCGUAAAUUAAUCAGUUAUUUUGGACUCUGGUACACUCAGACGAUGAGUGCUCUGGAAUAGGAUUAGAUAGUCAGAGUGAAUUUACUAACGCACCAAUAGACAUCAUAACAUUACACCUCUGUUACAGCUCUGCUACCUUUUACAUCUUUAACUGUCAAUGUGAACAAGACACAAUCUGGAGAAUGUAUCUGGUGGACUGAUGUCAUCAGAAUGUGUAUGGUGGGUUGUGAUGUCAUCAGAAUGUGUAUGGUGGGUUGUGAUGUCAUCAGAAUGUGUAUGGUGGGUUGUGAUGACAUCAGAAUGUAUUCGGUGGACUGUGAUGACAUGACAAUAUUGUGAUGUUUUAAUUGUUUGAAAUUCCCUUAUAAUCAAAAUGGUUUCUAGGAGAUGAUGGAUUCCUUAGCAACUGUUGCAAUAAAUUAUAUCUUGAUUCUA
Oncorhynchus nerka (sockeye salmon) is the source of this 1862-nucleotide messenger RNA. RefSeq names its product small muscle protein X-linked (gene smpx). Bases 369 to 644 code for a protein of 91 amino acids. The transcript is spliced from 6 exons. The record is from RefSeq and is a predicted model, not a curated record. Gene Ontology annotation, cellular component: muscle tendon junction; costamere; M band. Lineage: Eukaryota; Metazoa; Chordata; Actinopteri; Salmoniformes; Salmonidae.